Molecule: messenger RNA, 2529 nt
Organism: Manis javanica (Malayan pangolin)
Lineage: Eukaryota; Metazoa; Chordata; Mammalia; Pholidota; Manidae
Gene: DNALI1
Product: dynein axonemal light intermediate chain 1
Cellular component (GO): ciliary base; axoneme
Molecular function (GO): dynein heavy chain binding
Source: RefSeq, a predicted model, not a curated record
ACAAGGCCCAGAGUGGAGGGGCAGCUCCUGGGCUACCACUCCCGCCACUGCCAUGAUCCCCCCAACGGACUCUCUGUUAAAGUACGAUACCCCGGUGUUGGUGAGCCGGAACACUGAGAAGCGAAGCCCCAAAGCUCGACCACUGAAAGUCAGCCCCCAGCAGCCUGGACCCUCAGGUCCAGUUCCACAGCCACCAAAGACCAAGCUCCCCACAACUUCCUGUGUCCCAGAUUCUACAAAGCAGGCAGAAGAAAUCUUGAAUGCUAUCCUGCCCCCAAGGGAGUGGGUGGAAGACACGCAGCUAUGGAUCCAGCAGGUGUCCAGCACCCCCAGCACUAGGAUGGACGUGGUGCACCUCCAAGAGCAGCUGGACUUAAAGCUACAGCAGCGACAGGCCAGGGAGACAGGCAUCUGCCCUGUCCGCAGGGAGCUGUACUCACAGUGUUUUGAUGAGCUGAUCCGUGAGGUCACCAUCAACUGUGCAGAGAGGGGGCUGCUUCUGCUGCGAGUCCGGGACGAGAUCCGCAUGACCAUCGCUGCCUACCAGACCUUGUAUGAGAGCAGCGUGGCGUUUGGCAUGAGGAAGGCGCUGCAGGCCGAACAGGGGAAGUCAGACAUGGAGAGGAAAAUUGCAGAAUUAGAAACGGAAAAGAGAGAUUUGGAGAGGCAAGUGAAUGAGCAGAAGGCGAAAUGCGAGGCCACCGAGAAGCGGGAGAGUGAGAGGAGACAGGUGGAGGAGAAGAAGCACAGCGAGGAAAUUCAGUUCCUAAAGCGGACCAAUCAGCAGCUGAAGGCCCAACUGGAAGGCAUUAUUGCACCAAAGAAGUGAUAAUUUCCAUAUGGGUCUCAGCAAGCACCACAAACCCAUCUUAAGCCCUUUAUAAUAAAAGCUAGUUUCCUGAGUGAAAAAGGCAUACCCUCCCCUGAUCACCACCUAUAUGUAUUUGUCAGAAGUCACACCAUUGCCCCAGUGUCACAAAACACCUAAGGUCUGGCAGCCAGUCUCCUGGUUGGGCAUAAGAUGGUAUAGCCCAGUAUGUGGCCAAACUUGGUAUUUGCCAACUCAAAUAGUUAAGACAGAAUUCACCUCUUCCUGCUGUCUCGAGUGAACUGCUUUCCCAUCACUUAUUUCUGGACAAAUGAAGCUGCUUCUGUUCCUAUUUCUGGUCCACAAUUCAUCUUGUACCUUAACUUGGGCUUCUCUGGCCUCAUUUUUUCCCUUAUUUGAUGUCCUCUCAUCCCCACUCCAAUGUAGUUCUAGUAACUCAUUGAGAAUUUUGUGUUUGUACUGUAUUAUCUUACCCUGCCUGCCAAGUCAAACGGACCCCUUGCUCCUUACUUCCAUACUUUCUGGGUGAGGCAACAGUAAAGUCAAACCCCUGGCUUUGAGAAAAUAAAGGUUUGCUGCAAAACCAAGUCACAGCACCCACUGUGAGUUGUUUGUACCUCAGCUCCUCCCCUGCCCGACCUCUUCACCUUGUUCUGUAGGAAACCAUAACCUGACCCAACACACCUCUUCAGUUUAAUGAACUGGAGAGGUGCUCAAACUCACAUGCACUUCUAAUUAUAAAUGAUCAGGGUACGGCCUGUACAUAAAUGCAUUUUACUGUUUCCUCUUAAACUCAAGUUUGGAGGCUCAGGACUCCUGAUUUUGUAGACCCAGAAGACUCCAUUAACAACAUAAACCUUUAAUUCAGGGCAGACCAGGUGGGCUUGGGUGGCAAGCUGAGUGACUGCCAUUACUCAAAACUGGUAAGAAACACCCUGAGAAGGCACUAGCAUCUCCACUUGGAACGCCUCAAGUGCUCAGCGGUCCCGAAUGCCCAAGAGGGACUCUCCUUCGUGGAGCUGCGGCCUGAUAGCCAUCCUGGUCAGGGCUUCCAGGCUCCCUGGAAGAACUGCAGUCCGACAAGAGCUGUGGCCCACCAAGUUGAAAGUGCCCCAUGUACUCUAAUCUCAGAUUUGAAGUCACAGCUUUAACCCGGAUCCAGGUGUCCUGAGGGACCCUAAGACCCCACUAAGAUGACCUGUCUGUGCUGUCAUUUUGGGGGGAAAGAACUCUUCACGGAUAUGAGCUACUUCCGUGACUCCUUGGCAGUAAAGCACUUGGGCUGACUUGGGUGCUUCUGACAGGGAUAGCAAGGGACAACACAGAUUGCUGUAACUUUUCCUUUGUAUUUUUAAAGCCUAGACCAUGUACACUACAUUCUUAGAAUUUUCUUCUUAUAGUUUUAUUCCAAAUAGCUUCUGUUCCAAACUGCUAGUAGAUAGUACAAAAGAAACACACUUUCCAUUUUAUAGACAUCAUCCUUGCCCGUCAGACAUUUACACCGGGGGACCGCCCUCUGGUGGACUGCUUCAGGUCUCAGAAGUGCCAGUGGACUCCUUGGCUGAAAUCCUAGAGGGUGAAGAGGCUUGCUUUAUUUUCACUAGCACUGGUGAAGGGUUUCAACUGUCAAACCUCAGAACAAACGCAUUACAGCCUCAGAAAUGCCAGCCGCGCAUGGAGAAAAUGAACACAGUUGCUAA